UAAUCUGUGUGUAAAAUGGCUGCGGUCUGUCAUUGCGCCAGGCAGGACGAAUAACGCCGUUCGUAGAUUUAUUAAAAUAUAAAUUUAUGAUCUAGUAAACAAUGGACGAAAUAUGCCGACUGUGUUGCUCGUCUGGUUUUGUGAAGAAUUACAUAUUUGAUGAGGAGACAGCAUUGCACUUGAAGAUGUCUCUUUAUAUGCCGAUCAAGGUAUUGAAGGAUGAUCGUCUGCCGCAGAAGAUCUGUGACAAAUGCAGCUGUAAAGUGAAUGAUCUUUAUCAGUUUUGCAACGAAGCUAUAGAAGUUCAGAACAGAUUGCAAGCUGCUACAAUAUUGCCAGGUUUAGUGGAGGACAGCAACGGAGUGCCCCCUGUAAAGCACUGCCUGUCGCCACCUCCGGACACAUCCCUCCUGUUCCCUCUCAGCACCAUCACUCACUGUGACCAGGGCACGCAGACCGAACUGUGUCCGGAACCACUGAAGGAUCCGUAUCUUUCACAAUUAGACUCAACACAAAACAAAUCUGACUUUAAGGACUUGGCAGUAAAAAUCAAAGAGGAGCCAGAGGAAGAAGACUACGUACUAGAAGUCAAACCGGAAAGCAGCCCCAACCACUUCUCUCCGCACAGACCGUCUGAUGACAGUGAUGAUAACAUGUCACUGGAAACACUAAAAAUGCAGAAAAGGAAACGGAAGCAUAAAAAAGGCAAGACCUCCUUGACAAACGGUGAUGUAAAUACAAAAACAAAGAAAAGAAAAAAUAAGGCAUCAAACGAAUGGGAGAUGCUCGUGAAGGCUCUGCCUGUCGGUACAACUAUAGGUGUGGUGAAUAAGUCUGAAGAAGUAAAACUGCCGGAGGUGAAGAAAGAAGAAGAUUCUGACGGUCUUGAAGAUUUAGACAUGUUCCCAGAUCUUUCUAAGAAAGUGAAGCAGGAGCCAAAGACUUUCAACUGCUGUAUGUGCUUCAUGAAGUGUUUUAAUAAACAACAGAUGCUUGAGCACUAUAGGUGUCAUGCAGAUGACACGGAUCUAGAGCUGGGGCCUCCGCCGCCGCCACCCAUACCCGAGGACGGACCUCCCAAGUGCACUAGGUGUAACAAGGUGGUGGAGCCAGAGCUGUGGGCGGCGCACUGGCAGCGGCACUGGGAGCGCGACAAGCGCCCCUACCGCUGCGCGCGCUGCGAGCGGGCCUUCCGCGACGCUAAUGCUAUACUGAAGCAUGGCGUCAGUCAUGAUGAAGAGGCGGACUCGGAGACACAGAGGAACAAGCGCUUCCUGUGCGACCAGUGUCCCGAGGGGUUCUUCUAUAUGAGAUACCUCCUCUCGCACCGAGCUCGCGCCCACCCGGCCGCCUCGGCCGAACCCUUAGCCCUGCGCUGCGCCGAGUGUGACCGCACCUUCGCGCACCUCAACUCUCUCCGCCGCCACCAGAGGGCGCAUUCGGGAGAAAAGAACCAUCUGUGCAAUGUUUGUGGAAAGGCACUGUCUUCUAGGGAGCAUCUGAAGUUCCAUAUAAGGAUACAUACGGGAUAUAAACCGAACGUUUGCAAAACCUGCGGCAAGGGCUUCGUCAAAAAGUGCAACCUGACGCUCCACGAACGAACUCACUCCGGCGAGAAGCCACACGUGUGUCAACACUGCAGCAAGGCAUUCAGCCAGCGGUCCACCCUCGUCAUACACGAGCGAUACCACAGCGGCGCGCGGCCCUACGUGUGUGGUCUGUGCGGGCGCGGCUUCGUGGCUAAGGGGCUGCUCUCCAUGCAUCUCAAGACCACCUGCAUAUAGCGACUAACCACGCUCGCUUUUGAGUAGACUUGCUCAAAUGCUACAGCCAUUGCCAGUGAAAGUGAUGUGAACUACAAUUUCCAGACCUCAGACUAUUCUGUUUUAAGUAUGUGAUAAUAUUAUAAUACCAUAAUAUUAAAUUAGUGAGUUACAUUAAUUAAGUGAGUUACAUUAAUUAAGUGAGUUCUUAAAUUUGUAUAUCCGUUGAAAAUGGGCACAAGUAUGAAGUUACUAUGUUCUAGCAAAGACCUUUUAUCAAUUUAUUAAUAAAAUGUUAGCUACAAUGUUACUUAUUGUAAUUAUAAUAAUUGUAAAUAACUAUUAAGGAAAAUAAGUACUUUUAAUUUAAGUUUUUGUUUUUUGUUCAAGAGUUUUUUUAAAUGCUGAAACGUACAAAAUCAUAUUAAACUUUGUCAUUUACUACCUAUUAUACCUACUGUGAAUCUCGAUUCACACAGGAUCUCGAUCCUACUCUGAC
Molecule: messenger RNA, 2262 nt
Organism: Plutella xylostella (diamondback moth)
Lineage: Eukaryota; Metazoa; Arthropoda; Insecta; Lepidoptera; Plutellidae
Biological process (GO): regulation of DNA-templated transcription
Cellular component (GO): nucleus
Molecular function (GO): RNA polymerase II cis-regulatory region sequence-specific DNA binding; DNA-binding transcription factor activity, RNA polymerase II-specific; zinc ion binding
Source: RefSeq, a predicted model, not a curated record